Motacilla alba alba is the source of this 7590-nucleotide messenger RNA. It is a transcript of the gene HIF1A, whose product is annotated as hypoxia inducible factor 1 subunit alpha. Gene Ontology annotation, biological process: regulation of transcription by RNA polymerase II; cellular response to hypoxia. NCBI's taxonomy places the organism in Eukaryota, Metazoa, Chordata, Aves, Passeriformes, Motacillidae. The transcript is spliced from 15 exons. Gene Ontology annotation, cellular component: nucleus. Gene Ontology annotation, molecular function: RNA polymerase II transcription regulatory region sequence-specific DNA binding; DNA-binding transcription factor activity, RNA polymerase II-specific; protein dimerization activity. Bases 248 to 2671 code for a protein of 807 amino acids. The record is from RefSeq and is a predicted model, not a curated record.
GCGCUCAGCUGACCCCGCGCGGAGGGGCCGGGCCGCGCCGCCGCUCCUCACUGGCGCAGCGCGGGCCCCGCGCCGCGCCCGCCGCCGCCGCGCCCGCACCUCCCCGCAGCCUGUGCCCCGAUGCUCUGAGCCCGCGCGGCCCCAGACCCGGCCAGCGCCGCCAUCUCCCCGAGCCCCGUGGCGGCCAUCGGAGCCGCGGCCGCCUCGCAUCCAGGGAGCCGGCGGGAGGAGAAGCCAUCCCGCCGCCAUGGACAGCCCCGGCGGCGUCACCGACAAGAAGAGGAUUAGCUCUGAACGCAGGAAAGAGAAGUCGAGGGAUGCGGCGCGGUGCCGUCGGAGCAAGGAGUCGGAGGUGUUCUAUGAGCUGGCCCACCAGCUGCCCCUGCCGCACACCGUCAGCGCACACCUGGACAAGGCCUCCAUCAUGAGGCUGACCAUCAGCUACCUGCGCAUGAGGAAGCUGCUGGAUGCUGGUGAGCUGGAGACAGAAGCCAAAAUGGAGAAGGAACUGAACUGUUUCUACUUGAAAGCUCUUGAUGGCUUUGUCAUGGUUCUGUCUGAAGAUGGGGACAUGAUUUACAUGUCUGAAAACGUGAACAAGUGUAUGGGACUCACUCAGUUUGAGUUGACGGGGCACAGUGUAUUUGAUUUCACUCAUCCAUGUGACCACGAGGAGCUGAGAGAAAUGCUUACACACAGAAAUGGUCCUGUGAAAAAGGGCAAAGAGCAAAACACGGAGCGCAGCUUUUUUCUCAGAAUGAAGUGUACACUGACUAGCAGGGGAAGAACAGUGAAUAUAAAGUCUGCUACAUGGAAGGUGCUGCACUGCACUGGCCACAUCCGUGUGUACGACACAUGUGGGAACCAGACUCACUGUGGAUACAAAAAGCCUCCCAUGACCUGCCUGGUGUUGAUCUGUGAACCUAUUCCUCACCCGUCAAACAUUGAGGUGCCCCUGGACAGUAAAACGUUCCUCAGUCGUCACAGUCUUGAUAUGAAAUUUUCCUAUUGUGAUGAAAGAAUUACAGAGUUGAUGGGGUAUGAGCCAGAGGAGCUCCUGGGUCGCUCAAUCUAUGAGUACUAUCACGCACUGGAUUCUGAUCAUCUGACCAAAACACACCAUGACAUGUUCACAAAAGGGCAGGUGACAACAGGACAGUACAGAAUGCUGGCCAAACAAGGUGGCUAUGUCUGGGUUGAAACUCAAGCAACUGUUAUAUACAACACUAAGAAUUCUCAGCCCCAGUGCAUAGUGUGUGUGAACUAUGUGUUGAGUGGAAUUGUUCAGAAGGACUUAAUUUUUUCCCUUGGACAAACUGAGUGUAUGCUGAAACCAGUGGAGUCUCCUGACAUGAAAAUGACCAAAAUAUUCAGUAAAGAUGACCUGGAUGAUACCAACAGCCUAUUUGAAAAACUUAAACAGGAACCAGAUGCUUUAACUGUGCUAGCCCCAGCUGCUGGAGACACAAUUAUCUCUCUAGAUUUCAGCAGUAAUGAGUCUGAUGAACAACAAUGUGAUGAAGUUCCUUUGUAUAACGAUGUAAUGCUCCCCUCAUCCAGUGAGAAAUUGCAGAAUAUAAAUAUGGCAAUGUCCCCACUACCUGCCUCUGAAACUACAAAGCCACUUCGUAGCAAUGCUGAUCCUGCACUCAAUAGAGAAGUUGUAUCAAAGCUGGAGCCAAACACAGAGCCACUCGAACUUUCUUUUACCAUGCCUCAGGUGCAAGAACAACCAACCAGCCCUUCUGAUGCAAGUACCAGCCAAAGUUCACCUGAGCCCAGUAGUCCCAACGACUACUGCUUUGAUGUGGAUAAUGAUAUGGCCAGUGAAUUCAAACUGGAAUUAGUGGAGAAACUCUUUGCCAUAGAUACAGAAGCAAAAAAUCCAUUUUCUACUCAGGAAACCGAUUUAGAUUUAGAGAUGUUGGCUCCUUACAUCCCGAUGGAUGACGACUUCCAGCUGCGCUCCUUCGAUCAGCUGUCCCCGCUGGAGAGCAGCUCCUGCAGCUCCCAGAGUGCAGCCAGCAUCCCCCUGUUCCAGCAGGGCCAGGCAGCAGCGGGCAGCGCCGAGGAGGCCAAGCCGGGGGACGAAGUGAAGAGCGCCAUUGUCCCUUCGUCACCCGCGCGCGGCGGCCCCGAGUCCAGCAGCGCGCCCGCCUCGCCCUACGGCGGCAGCAGGAGUCGAACGGCCUCUCCCAUCAGGGCAGGGAAAGGAACGGUGGAUCAGGUGGAAAAGCCUUCUCCAGGAGCACCCAGCUUGCUAACAGUCACUCUGAAUGAAAGAUCUACUGCACUGGAUGAAGAACUAAAUCCAAAGAUGCUAGCUUUGCAUAAUGCUCAGAGAAAACGAAAAAUGGAACAUGAUGGUUCACUUUUUCAGGCAGUUGGAAUUGGGUCUUUAUUCCAGCAGACAGGUGACCGUGGAGGAAAUGCAUCACUUGCUUGGAAACGUGUAAAGGGAUGCAAAACAAAUGGUCAGAGUGGAGUGGAGCAAAAGACAAUCAUUCUACUAUCAACUGACAUAGCAAGUAAACUUCUAGGGCAGUCGAUGGAUGAGAGUGGACUCCCCCAACUCACGAGUUACGACUGCGAAGUAAACGCUCCCAUACAGGGCAACAGAAACCUGCUACAGGGGGAAGAACUGCUCAGAGCUCUGGAUCAAGUUAACUGAGCUUUCACAAAACUUGCUCCUUUUUUGGACACUGGUGAAUCAUCACCUAAAGCAGUCUAUUUAUAUUUUCUAUAUCUGAUUUUAGAAGCCUGGCUACAGUACUGCACUAAUUCAGUUAGUUCAGUUUUGAUCCCCUUUCUACUUAUUUUGACAGUCUUUUUAAUAUGUUCUUUAUGUAACAAUAACUCAAACUCUAGUGCAUUUUUAUAAUUCUUUGGUACAUACACUUUUAAGUCCAUUACAUUUAAAACACACUUGCAAUAGCAGCUUUGAAAUAUGCACCUGAUUAAAAAAAAAUAUUUAUUUUUUGGCUGGGGAGUUUGUCACCAAAACUUAUCAUUAGUAAAAUGUCAACACAGGAAAAACUGGCAAUACUUCCAUCCUGCUUUUCAUAGGUAGUUGGAAGACUUGUGCUCUCUUACUCUUUAUGUUCAAGUAAGUUUUUUAUGUUAAUAGUUUUUAUAAGAAACAACAAUGCUUUGCAGCGGUGCAUUGUAGCCACAAUCGCACAAUAUAUUUUCUUAAAAAAUACCAGCAGUUCCUCAUGCAAUAUAUUCUGCAUUUAUAAAAACUAGUUUUUAAGAAGAAUCUUUUGUUUGCCUAUGAAAACGUGUUUAAACCUGGAUUAUGUCAUUCUUUUAGUCACGUUGUAAUAUAAAUUGUUCUCAAAUGCUGUCUUAUGCUUUUGACUUCAGUGGGUGUGGUUAGUCAAAGGAAAGGCUUUAUCUGGAAAGGGCUAGCAGCAUUUUCUUUGGAUACGUUCUCAAUUUAGAGAAAGUUUGAUGUUCUUAAAGUAGUCACUUUGCCAGCUUAAAAAAAAUCCCUGCCUGUAGUUGUUGAAGUUAAUGCUAAUAUUGUGUAUGAUCUUAAAUCUAAAUGUUCAGCUUACCCUGUGUGGUAUAGGUGAUAUUUCAAGCAGAUUGUAAAACAUCUUGCAUUGUUAGCAAACUUUUAUCUAGUACAUCAUUGAGUUGCUCAAUAUUUUGAUGUUUUGGUUUUAUGCACCUUGUUGCUAUUAACAUCCAUAUGUUUUCAUGUAGAUUUCAAUAACUUGAAUAUAUUUAGAAGCCUUUUUAUUUAGAAAUAUAUAGUUGUCACAAACAUCUUAUUUUCCUAUAUGUACUGUACAAAACCUUCAUUCACUCAUUCUUUUUGCUCUUUGUGGUUGGAUCUAACACUAACUGUAUUGUUUUCUUACAUCAAUAAACUAUAUGUGGACCAGGCCCCCUUGGGGAGUGUGUUAUCUGAGAGAAAUGAGAUAAUUUAUAUUUUUGUUAGUGGUUAUUGUUCAUCCGUGUUCCCUUUUUAACUUAGAGUUGAUUGGAAACUACUGCUUCCUUAUUUUGAUUGUAACAUCUCUGCGUUCAUUCUUUGAGCCUGUUCAGUACUGAAGUCUCCCAGACAGUGUUGUACUACCACUCGCCAAAGACAUUACACUUCUCAACCUGUAAUCACAGCAGUGAGCAAACCUGGCAGCGAGGAGGCAGCAUCUUUGUUUUUCUUUAGAGCAGAAAGAAUUCAUCUUUAUGAACAGUUUAAAGGCUUGUCUCUGGAAGCUUUAUCAAGGUAACACAGGAAAGCAGGAAAAGGUAAAACUCACAGGAGUGAUUGAUCUGAGAUGGAUUUCUAUCACAAAAUUCCAUGAUUAAAAAAUUAAGCUGGUACUUGAUGAAACUUGUUUUGUGCUGUUGACCCAGUGACUUUCCUCAUUUUGCUGUCAUAAAACACAAUGCCACCGGUAACCCUGUCUUGUGUAAAUAUGGUCAAGAUAUUCUGUGCAUUCUUCAAACUAUUUUUACAAAACUUAUCUCAAUAUAAGUAAUCAGUCAUGGAGUGUCACAGGAGUUACUUUGGUUUUGUGUUGUAAACUUUUUGUUUUCAUUGCACUGUUUUGAAAUCAAUGUCAUAGUACGUAAGUGUGACCUGUCCUCUGAAAUUACUGUUUCACCGAAAGGAGCACUUUCCAAACUGCCACAACUCUAUGAAACUAAAAGGACACUAUUAACAAAAAAUUAUAAGGCACUGGCAGCAGAAGAUUGUUGCACACUUGAUAAAGUUUGGAGUAGAAGCUGCACAGAGAGAAGGUAGGGACAGUCAGCUGCAGCUGAAGCUUCAUGCAGAGAACAUUUUCACUAGUGAACAUUUUUAAUGGCUAGAAGCAGCAGAGAUCCUCCCUGCCUCGCUGUGUCUGGGCUGGCAUUCUUUCUAUGGCAUUUCUUUCUCUGUCAGCAGUUAGGAGGUUUAAAUUGUGAAGUUGGGUUAAGCCCCUGCUGUUUAGGGCAUCCCUCCUGCUUUUAGCUCUGCAUGGAUUGAUGUGGAGCUUCUGUGAGAGUCUUGCAGGCAGGUGAAAAGUGCAGCUGGGUUCUACUUUUGAACUGCCCCACCAGACUUUGAGCUGGCUUGGAGGGGAAUUAUCCCUUUGCACUUUCAAUAGUUGGGUCAGAGGUGUUCUGCUGCUCUCUUGGCCAUAUUUUGGAGGAGCCUGACCUGUUUGGAUCUUUCAGGUACCCUUCAGUGCACUAAGAGGGCAGAAAGUUUUCAGACUAAAAUACGUGUUAAAAAGAGAAGGAAGACUGAAGUGCCCCAUAUGAUUUAUGGUCAUGAGCCCACUGGAGUCAGAGAAUGGCUUGUGUUGGAAGGGACUUUAAAGAUCAUCUUGUUCCCACACCCCUGUCAUGGGCAUUCCAUGAGAUCAGGUUGCUCAGAGCCCCAUCCACCCUGUCCUUGAUCAUCUCUGAGCUUAGAAACAGCAGCUGUGGAUUUAAAUGAGCCAUGUUUCAUCUAAAAAUCUUGGUUCUAACAUUUUUAUUAUGCAUAAUAACAACAUUUAGUAUGCAUAAUAAUAAUAUUUUGAUUACUGUGAUUAACUGCUGUAGCUGUAUUGGUUUACUGUAGGGGAAAAAUAACCUAACAAAAUCCACCCUGCCUCCUAAAGACACUGAACAAGGCACAGAAAAGGAGCAAUAAUUGCUCUGGCCUUGUGAGAGCUUUGCUAAAUCCAGAUGCCAGUUUGCAAAACCUAGUUCACCUUUCAGUUGCUUUUUUAAAAUUUCUGUUUUACUAACUUCCUCCCCCCCCCCCCCCCCCCCAGUAAACUUUUUGGUUUUGGUCUCUUUAGACUCCAGGAACACACAGUCUGAUUCUACAGCUAAUUUGGAGUACAAGCUUCUAGAAUAAAUGGCUUUCUAAGUGUUUUCUUAGUGUUCUUCUUGCAUGCUUUCUUUGCCAACUUGCUGCCUUUUUAAAAUGUUGAGACACCAUAUUAGAAAUUAUGAGGAAAUCAAUGACUGUGAGGGUGGUGAGACACUGGCACAGGGUUCCCACAGCAGCUGUGGAGAACCCAGCCCUGGAAGUGUCCAAGGCCAGGUUGGAUGGGGCUUGGAGCAACCUGGGAUGGUGAAAGGUGUCCCUGCCCAUGGCAGGGGCUUGGGACUAGGUGGGUUUUAAGGUCCCUUCCCACCCAGAUAAUUCUGUGAUUUGUUCUUUGUUGUAAAGAAGAAACUGUGGGUAAAUACAGUAUUUUCUUCUUUAUAUAGACCAUGCUAAUUAUGUGAAGAUGGUAAACUGAGGAGAAGAACAGUUACUUUCCAGGUUUUCCUGACUACAGCAGUAGUCAAGCCAGGCUUUCUUCAGGGCACAGUACAAUUACUGUUCUUACAUACAGAUUUUAUUGAUGUUUUUAUCAUCAACAGUGAUGAUUUGUUAAAGGGUAAAGGAAUUUUUAAACUAGUAUUUAUGAUGACAUAAUUCCUUCCUUUACCUGAAAGUAGUUACAAUUAACUACAGCUGUAACUUCCCAGAAAUCACUUAAAUAGGGUGUGCAGUAACUUAUCUUGGGUGUAAGAUAUGAGUAAAGAUAUGAGUAAAGGUAGCCUGAAGUCUAAAGUACCUCUUGCUAACAUACCUUCCUCCCACCUCGUGAGACUGGUUUGGACUUCGGUGACCUUUGAAAACCUUUGGGUGAAAUGGGAACAACUUACCUGAGAAACAAAACUUAAUAGUAUCUGUGUUCACACAUUAAACUCUCCCAAAGUAAUUACUGAAUUAAAGAAUCACAGAUUAGGGCCCAAAAGAACAAUUUACAAAUAACACUGAUGAGGGUUUGAAGGACUUCAAAGCUAAGUUUGGAUGAAAUGAUCAGCUCUGCUUCCAAUGAAAUACAACUGUUGGGUCAGGUAAUUCUCAUGAUUACAGGUUAAACUACUGCAUAUUUAAUAGUAAUGUUUCAUUACUUAAAGAGCUGUUUAAUUAAACAGCUAAGCACUGGCAGCUAAAGGCAAUGUCUGUUGGCAAGUGUUCUCCCCUGUUACACUGCUGAGUGAACCUUUCCUGACAGUGUGGUGGGAUCUGGGAGCAUCCUGCCCCUGUCAGCCACCUGUGCCCUUCCCACUGCUGCCCUGCUCCUGACCUGAGCACACAUCUCACUCAAAUGUCACUGCACUCGGGCACGUUACUCAAACUGUAACUGUCCAGCAUGAAUUAAACACCUCACAGGCCACCAGGACUUUGUAGGAAGUCCAUUUUCACAGGAAUUCCACACGAGUUGAGUGUCCAGCUUUCAUUAAAAAUACCAUUAUGACUUAACUCCCUGAAAAGCUCCAUUCUGGAGGACUGUGAUUUUUUGAUCCAAAUUCUAGAAUUAAAUUAUCAUUUUCCUUCUGCUUCCCUGUUUACCUUGAGCAAGUUACCAAAAAGUUAAAGAGUUUGCUGCUGGAUUUAUACAGUACAGUAGAUUUUGUGAAUAAUAGCAGUAUUCUCUCAUGAAGAAGUGGUAUAUUUUAAUGGAAUUCUUUUUUGGAACCAAGUACAACGUAUUGCAAUUGAUAUUUCUCUUGAAACAUUUUGACGUACUUGUGACUGUAUUUCUUUUUGAUUGUGUACCAGUAUAAAAUUCAAUAAAAGAGAGGGUUUGUUUCUAA